GGGGUGCUGUGGCUCUGUGACCGGGGCGAAGGAGGAGGACAUCCCUGUCUUCAAGCGGAGACGGAGGUCCAGCUCCAUAGUAGCCUCGGAGAUGAUGGCGCACAGUCAGAGCAACAGCAAGUCCCACCGCAGGACUUCGCUGCCUUGCAUUCCACGGGACCAGUCUUCGGGUACCAGUGUGGUGGUGGACAUUGCAGUGAUGGGUGAGGCCCAUGGACUGAUAUCAGACUUGCUGGCAGACCCGUCGCUGCCCCCUAACACCUGCAGCUCUUUAAAGGCUGUCAGCAGCCUCCUCAGCACUCAGAUUAUCCUCCAGCCACUCCAUCGGCCUCACAUGCCACUGGUCACACACGCCUGUUCCGACUCAGAGGACGGGCCUGAUAAAGUAGAAAGACUGGCCAUUCCAAAGCGUAUCAGGCGAAGCCUUCCCCCAGGGUUGUUGCGGAGAAUCUCAUCAACAUGGACCACGACCACGUCAGCCACUGGGCUACCUGCCAUAGAGCCCGGUCCUGUACGAAGAGACCGCUCAGCUAGCAUCAAAUACACCACAGAAAGUGAAUCAUGGAGAAACUCAGUCAUGUCAACCAUCUCCAAAAGCCGCUCCAUGUCUGCCUCCUGUGCUGCAUCCAUCACAUUGAACCACUUCUACAGCAAACCGCUGAGCAAACCAGGUUUUACCCGCUCCAACGUAUCACCUCUGGGCUCUCCAUGUCCAUCACCCCCUGUUCAGGGAAGUCCCGUCUCCAGCCCAACUAUCAAGACAUGUUUAAUUCAGCUUCCCGAGAUUACUGGGCCGCUGACAGAGCAGAGCCGUGGCUGUGUGGCUUCCAAGAGUCACCACCGAGCCUUAACUCACAGCCAGAGCGCCCCAAGCUCCACCACCCCUCAUUGGCGACCUCCGUCACUCUGUAGCAGCUGCGGCAGGCCGUUCAACAAUCGACUGAACCACGGGGUAGAAUCUAUUGUCAAGGUAGACCGACUACCCCGUCCAGAUGAGCGUGCGGUUGCCUCAUCGGACUACGACAGCACCUAUGACAGCACUUAUGAGACCAACCACAGUGACAGCAGCGACUUUGCACAGAAUGAGGAAGACGCCGAAGCAGGCAAGAAGACGUCGGAGCUAAGAGAAGGCUGCCGGGAAUAUCCGUCGGAGAGCAUCGUUCUGCAUCCCCUCCUGCCGUCCCCUGAGAACAAGCUAAUCCUGGCCCCGGAGCCACUGGUGAUGCCCGGUUUGGAACCUCUCAUGAGUCAACUCAACAAAUGGAAUUUUCCAAUUUUCAAUCUUGUGGAGAGGACUCACGGAAAAACAGGUUGCAUUCUCAGCCAGGUGUCUUACAGGCUCUUUGAAGACACGGGCCUGUUUGAGACCUUCAAGAUUCCUGUGGCAGAGUUCAUGAACUACUUUCACGCUUUGGAGAAUGGAUAUAGAGAUAUUCCGUAUCACAACAGGAUCCAUGCCACUGAUGUGCUGCAUGCAGUUUGGUACCUCACCACGCAACCUGUGCCCACCCUCCCCACGCUCCUGACUGAAAACGGCAUACACAAUGACCCGGCAAAUGGCAUAACCCCUGGUACUACGGCCUUUCUGUCAUCCAAGAUGCAGUCCUUGCUGGAGGAAGGCUAUGGCUCCUUGUCUGGCCUAAUUCCGGGUCUGGAACUGAUGGCCUUGUAUGUAGCUGCCGCCAUGCACGAUUACGACCAUCCCGGAAGAACCAAUGCCUUCCUAGUAGCAACCAGUGCACCACAGGCUCUCCUAUAUAAUGACCGUUCUGUCUUGGAAAACCACCACGCUGCUUCAGCAUGGAAUCUCUUCAUGUCUCGACCGGAGUACAACUUCCUGGUUAACCUUGAACAUGUUGAGUUCAAACGCUUCCGAUUCCUUGUCAUUGAAGCCAUCUUGGCUACCGACUUAAAAAAGCACUUUGACUUCCUUGCAGAGUUUAAUGCCAAGGUGGGUGACGAAGGGAUGUCUAGUAUUGACUGGACAAACGAAAACGACCGAUUGCUGGUUUGCCAGAUGUGCAUCAAGCUCGCUGAUGUCAAUGGACCACUGAAGUGUAAGGAGCUGCACUUGCAAUGGACUGAGGGGAUCGUCAAUGAGUUCUACGAACAAGGGGAUGAAGAAGCAAGCCUGGGCCUUCCCAUUAGCCCGUUCAUGGACCGCUCAGCACCACAGCUUGCUAAACUACAAGAAUCAUUCAUCACUCAUAUAGUGGGACCCCUUUGUUCCUCGUACAAUUCGGCCGCUCUGAUGCCCGGUGAGUGGGUUGACCUGCCGGAUGGGCAGGUGGAGCAAGAAGAGGCAAACGAGGGUCACGAUAUAGAGGAGGAUGAACAGGGAGAUUUGGAGAGGCAUAAGACAAAGAAGGAAAGCAGGAGGAAAGUGUUCUGCCAGAUUACACAACACCUUCUGGAGAAUCACGAAAUGUGGAAGAGAGUCAUUGCUGCAGAAGUUCAGGAGGACACUUUGAAAGAGGACUCAAAUGGUCUUAGCACCUCCACUGACCCAAUCACAGCCAUUAAUGAGGAAGAGGAGGAACAAGCAAGCAAAGAGGAGGAAGAUUUGACUGAAUGCUUUGAUAAAAGCGAAGAGGUGCCAACUGCAGAAGAUGAGGACGGCCUCUCACUUUCAGAGACGUCAGGCGGGAAAGAGGAAGAAUCCGAGUGACAAUAUGAACAAUGGCCUCCUUCUAAACCAGGAAUUUAUUUAACGUUGUCUGUUUGCUCUCCUAACUCUUAAUAUGGUAGCCAGCACAUCACUUUGACACAACACUGUAGCAGAUGUUUUGGGUAAUUUGUGCCUAACAAAAAAAAAACAGGGUUUCUGUCCAGAAUUUUUUGGAGGAGCUGAGAAGUGACCUCGGUGGACAAGGAGAGGAAAAAGAAACACUUUAUUUAUUUGAUCCAUGUUAUCCAGUCCUUAUCUAGCCUGCCUUUUUUUCUAUAUAUGCACAACAACAUAUUUUCACUAAAUUCCUCCAUCAAUAACAUCGAGCAGUGGCGUGCCAAGCACAGUGGAUCGUCGUGACGAGUGCAUGAGAAUUAAUUUGAGUAAAUUAGUAAUUCUGCUGCCGUUCACAAUUUCGUCACUGGGGUGGGUGAGUGGAUGCCCCUCCCUUAGGUGGAUGCCCAGUCCCAGAUGACCCCCCACCAUCACUACCACCACUCAACCUCCCCUCUGCACGCCACUGCAUCUGAGUCUGAUUAGACUUCCCCUUGUAGACAAUGGGAUAAAAGCCAGGGAAAAAGGUGUUUCCACUGAAGCUUGGCAAUGUGGAAAAAUGUAUUACAAAAAAACAAGGGGUUGAACAUCACAUGGGCGUACAUAGACUGAAUUUUUAUAUGCACAUACAGUUCUACAGGACAAACACGUUUUUUUACACAGUGGACAAAAUAGGAUGUUCAUCAAAGACCCCUCUAAAAGCUUUACCUCCCAUCAAAGAAAAACGAUACAAUGUUUUACUUUGUGUUUAGAUGCAUGUUUCCUCCCACAACACAUUGAAAGGUCACACAUCUCAGGAAGGAAGAGAAACAAAACAAAGAUGACCUUAUUACUUUCCAACACUUCUUGCCUGCUUUAAAUGAUUUAUUUAUAUUAUUAUUAAUUUAAUUUAUUACCAUGUCCAUACAUGUUAUUCACUUUAGAACAAAACCCAUAACGGAAACAAGAUAAAUGAUCAUAUACUUCAUGGUAAUUCUAGUUCUUCCUUCUGGGUCCUAAACAAAUUUGAUGUUGCUAGGCUUUUCUGUUUAUACCUUAGAAUGCUAAUUAAAACAUUCAUGAAUGGUGCAAUAUAGUGAACAGGGACAAAAUUGCUGGUACCCUUCCACCAACAAAAAACAGACAGUGGUCACUGAAAUGAAAGCAACAAAUGGAUAUUUUUAGCUCAGGGGCGAAUGAUGACGUUCCACCGUAUAAAAUGUUUUUUGUUAGUUUUUCCCCGCUGUGGUAAUAAUUUACUUUCUAACUAUAAAGUAGCAAAAGCGGCGGCCGAAGACUUCUGCCUGGUACUGUAUGUCAGGGUGCUUUGUGGCAAAUACAAAUGUCGCAGCUACCAUACAUGAUGUUUUAUUGGAGCUAAAGGUUUAUGCAACCAUCAUCUAUACUGCUUAUCUUGUUCACAAUCCCGAGGAGGUGGAGACUAUCCCAGGAGAUUUAGAGAGAGGCAGGGUACACUACCAUGCAGUGAUUACCUGUCAAUCACAAGACCAGCACUUAGAGAGCAUUCACAUUUCACACAAGCCUAAACAUUCAUGUUUUUGGAAGGCGGUCAAUUUGGGAAAUUGGCUGUUAGCUCAGGAUGUGACGUUUUAAGAUUUAGCUUGUGAUGAUUUUGGUAGACCCACUUGAAGCAGUUAAAUAACACAGAUACAGUUUGAGUACGUUCUGAUGCUUUGAAGCAGACUGGCUAUCCAUUAUUUAUCAAUUUUUCCUUUGCUGAGAUAUUUCCCUCUCUACAAAGUGGUUAUCAAUUUAUUAAAGACUUUCCAUUCAGCAAUAUGGGCAGGUUCUACAGCACUCAGGGUCAACAAGCCAUACUGUCAAAUAUGAGUCAACUUGAUUGAAUGAUCCCUUUGUAGUUCACGAAAAUGAAAAGUUGUAUUUGUCAGCUUCAGUGUAAUUGCUUCAUCAAUGUGAAACGCUGUUGGAAACAAGGGAGGAACUACUCAACGCCACAAUUCAAACAGCUUAAUUGCAACCUCUUAAAGGUCAAUAAGUACAAGACUUCAGCUUUGCAGUAAUCACAGUACUAAGCUUACAAAAAGCCCUAAGUAACAAAAGGUGCUCUCAGUCUUCCCAUGAACAGUGAUUGCCUUGCAUUUGUAUUCCUUUUAUCACCAAGAUAUGUUUGGAACUAUUUGAUGACAAACCAUAACAGCUAUCAGAAAAGCCAGAGAGCUGAGUUUAUAAUGUAACCAUUAAAUCAGCAGCACACUGCUCUUACCCUAAUCAAGCACGUUUUUUUGCAGGAUAUUUUAUCCAGGUGAAAAGUUACUUAAACACUGCUUUUAAAAUCACACACUUAGGAAAAUAGUUAGCCAAUGAGAUUUUAAGACUAAAAAUAAAAAUCCAUUCAACAGGUAUGUUUUUGGAAACUGAACUGCCCUACCGUGACUUAAGUCAAUUAGUGUUUCUCCACCGGUAAUACUUUCUAAUUCAUGAGCUGGAUCCAUUGCACAGUUCUUAACAUGCCAAUUGUGCAAAGGAGAGCUAAGCUGUGUAACACAUUGCCCCUGACACCUAUUCCCGAGGCUUGACAAUUAGUUUUUUUUGUUGUUGAUGUUUUUUUAAACCAAAUCUCUGUCCAAAGAAAGCUGACUGUCCAUGUUUAUGUUUCAAAGGAAACAGAUGUGUUUUAUUUAGAAGACCCGGAAACAAACAACAUAAAAAAGGAAUGCAACUUGGCAAAAGACAAAUGCCGCGUGAUACGUACGUAUAUUCCAGGUGUCCAGAUUCUGUGCCAACAUAACUGGGUGUCAUUGUAUCACAAGCAUAUGCAGCAACAGCCAUCGACAGUAUACCAGACCUUCCAAUAACAUGAGUUAUCAUGUUUAGAAUAAAAAUUGUUGUUUUUAUUUGCUGUAUUUUUUAAAACUCACUGACUAAUCAGACUGCUGCGCAAGCGUGCUGCCUCCCAUGUAGAUUGAAUACAAAAAUAUGAGCUCCAAGCUCUGUGCACUGUAUAUAUCCUUCUCACUGUGCAAUAUAUUAAUGCCUCACUUUGCAAUCUAAUGUGCAUAUUAUCGUCACGGCACUGUUUCAUCAAGUGUGCCACUUGUAUUAACCCCCCCCCCCCCCCAAAGCCCCCGUUUCUUGUGGGCUCAAGUUGGUCUGAUCUGCCUCACAAACUGUGCACUACCCAGAACACUUACAAAAAAGCUGUGACAUACUUUGCUGUUGUUGACGAAUUGGUUCAAAAUGUUCUUGCAUGUUUCUCACUACGUUGCUGUGAUACUUUGGAGGCAGAAUGAGCCAGCUCAUCCACGUUGCCUCAUUCAGGCCGAAGAAGAUUAUAGUGUGAAUGCUAACAUCUACAGUCUGACAAGAACCUUCUAUUUGCCACAUUAUUUUUAAAAUUCCCAUUAGAGUAUAAGGCAACCAUCCUUAUGUUUUUCCAUGUGUUCAAAUGACUUCUUGUUUAGAAAAGAGUAGAAAUAACUUAGUGCCCCAGGCAGGAGACAGUGGCUGGCUAUUUUAAGUUAAGUUACAGGAAAAGCUGAAUUAUGUAGGACAAGGGAAUAUCAGUGCAAUGAUAAAAGGAAACAAAUAGUUCAACUAUGAGGUUAAAUCUAAAAUGUAACAAAUAUAAAGUUGCAGUGUUAGAAGAAAAAGCUGGAAUGUUAUGAGCAUGAAGUUGCAAUAUUAUGAUAAAAAGCUAUUUAAGAAGAGGCGUAAUGAGAGAAUACUGCUGUAAUGUGAGAAAAAGUUGCCAUGUUAUGAGAGUAGCAAUACAAAAUAAGCGUCACCCAAAAGAAAUGUAGCUAAUAUUACGUGAAUAAAAUUGUAAUGUUAUCAGCAUAACGUUGCAGUGAUAUCAAAAUGGAUUCAGAAUGUUACGAGAGAAAAAGUCAUGUAAAAUGAAUAAUAAAGUUAUCAUAGUUGAAAACAUGUGGUAAUGCAAGGAUUAGAUGAUAAAUGAUAAAUUAGAUGAAAAAGGCAGAACAUUCCAAAAAUAAAAUCAUAUUUUCGGAGAAAAGUUAUAGUGUCUCAAAAAUUAAAUUACAUGAGAUAAAUGUAUUAUGACUAAAAUAAAAUAAAAAUUAACAAGUAAAUGUUUAUUCUAUUUUACUUUAUUUUUUUACUUGACAGCCCAAAGAUAACAGACAGCAUGCCUUGAGCUAACAUCACCUAACAAAGACAAAACCAAAUACUGUCUGAAUUCUAAAUGUUUUGUCCAUGUUGAUCUUAAUUGAUAAAAGACAUGCACUUAAAGUUGUGCGACGUCUGAAAAUAUGAUUUAGAAUAUUGUGCUGCACAUAGCUGUGUACUACGUCGUGCACACAGGAAUGGCUUUCUAAUUUAGUUUCCUAAAUGACAAUUUGCUUGUACAUUCUUGUGGGAAUGUGUUAAAUGUGUAAAAAUUGGCAAUAUUCUUCUUUGGUGCUUAACAUGAAAUAGCUCCUGGCUCCAAUGAAUAGGAAAACCAAAACUCAAUUGCUUUUCGAUUGUUACAUGUGCCAGUCUUCUUUAAUCUGCUGUUGAAAUGUUCACACUACUAAACUACAAACUACUUCCACUUUCGAAAGUUAUUGAUUUUCUUUGGAAUUAAUUAGAAGAAGGAGAUUGCCGCAUACCUGAUCAGAAACCCUAAAGAGCUGUAGAGCUGUAUUUUCUUUUUGUGUGAUUUGCAUACAGGGAACCGUAAAAAGGAGUGUAUUUCAGUUGGCUUCUGUUCUGUCAGUGUAAUCCAGACGCAAUGAAGUGCACAAAAGUUACUGUGAUAAAACAGGGGUGUGUUCUAUUCUCAGAGCAGAAUCCGGUUGUUUGGUGUUUAUAGAUAUUGUUGUUUUUAACAGUUUGUUGUGCCAUACCAUGUUCAUAUGACUUGUAUGAAUGCUACAUUGUUUGUUGAAACCAAAACAAACCUUUCAAUGCGGCUGGUUAUGUUUGUGUUUCUCUGAUUUCCUAUAGCAGGCACUUGCACUCACAAUACACACACGUAGCAAUACUUACAGGAUGGGGAAGCUGUCUGAUGUACUCGUAUUUGUUUCAGUGGAAUAUAGAAUUUUAUUCCUUGAUCUUGUUUGACUUUGUAUCGAAACAAAAACUCUAUAUAUACUGUACAUAUUGAAAAGGUAUUCUAUAUCGAAAAACAUUUUAGAAAAAUGUUUAUUUUUACUGUGUUUUGUAAUUUAGACACGAUACUGUAGCUCCUCUAUUGCCAGACUUACUGGAAGUGCCUCUUCAAAAUGUAUUGCAAAGUAACUAUACAAUAUUAAAGGAUUACUAGACCAUGUCACUAGAAAAGCAGUGUUGAUGUUGUAAUGUGACUAUUGUUGAAUUACAUGAUUUAUAAAUACU
Molecule: messenger RNA, 8023 nt
Organism: Syngnathus acus (greater pipefish)
Lineage: Eukaryota; Metazoa; Chordata; Actinopteri; Syngnathiformes; Syngnathidae
Product: cGMP-inhibited 3',5'-cyclic phosphodiesterase A-like
Exons: 15
Coding region: 92-2668 (858 amino acids)
Biological process (GO): oocyte maturation; positive regulation of oocyte development
Cellular component (GO): cytosol
Molecular function (GO): 3',5'-cyclic-AMP phosphodiesterase activity
Source: RefSeq, a predicted model, not a curated record